This is a messenger RNA of Juglans microcarpa x Juglans regia, 1907 nucleotides long. RefSeq names its product beta-amylase-like. Gene Ontology annotation, biological process: polysaccharide catabolic process. The transcript is spliced from 8 exons. Bases 43 to 1812 code for a protein of 589 amino acids. Gene Ontology annotation, molecular function: beta-amylase activity. NCBI's taxonomy places the organism in Eukaryota, Viridiplantae, Streptophyta, Magnoliopsida, Fagales, Juglandaceae. The record is from RefSeq and is a predicted model, not a curated record.
GCAUGAGUGAUAACCAUAGAAAGGAAAGAAGCCAUAGUCAGGAUGGCAAGCAUUUUGCAGUCAACACAAGGAGAAAUUCGUAAGAUACUGUGGUUUCACCAUGAGCAUUUUCAGUGGGAAAUGCCGUCAUCUAAUCGGGCUAAAGGUGCACGAGGAGGAGCAAGGCAAUUAAAGAGGCAAGAACUGAGGCAUGCUCUCGCCUCUAGUGUGAGUCGUAUCGUGAGGAAUCCUCAAGCUGUGGCAUCUGAGAUUUCCACCACAGAACAAGAGGCUCAAACAUCUCUCCCUUGCAAUGAAAAGAUGAUGGCAAACUAUGUCCCAGUCUACGUAAUGCUCCCGUUGGGAGUUGUUACAGUUGAAAAUGUCUUGGAAGACAAAGACAGGCUUGAGAAACAGCUCAAGGAGCUACGAGCAGCUGGUGUGGAUGGCGUAAUGACAGAUGUCUGGUGGGGGAUCAUAGAAUCUCAAGGGCCUAAGCAGUACGAUUGGAGUGCUUAUAGGAGCUUGUUUCAACUAGUUAGAGAAUGUGGGUUGAAGUUACAAGCCAUAAUGUCUUUCCACCAAUGUGGAGGGAACAUAGGGGAUAUUGUCCACAUCCCACUUCCCCAGUGGGUACUUGACAUUGGAGAAUCAGACCCCGAUAUCUUUUAUACCAAUCGCACUGGUAACAGGAACAUGGAGUACCUCAGUCUUGGUGUUGAUAACCGGCGUCUCUUCUAUGGACGAACUGCUGUUGAGAUAUACAGCGACUGCAUGCAGAGCUUCAGAGAGAACAUGUCAGAUUUUUUAGAAGAUGGAUUUAUAAUAGAUAUUGAAGUGGGACUUGGCCCCGCGGGGGAGUUAAGGUAUCCCUCUUAUCCACGAAAUCAAGGAUGGGCCUUCCCGGGCAUUGGAGAAUUUCAGUGCUAUGACAAAUAUCUCAAGACAGAAUUCAAAGAAGUUGCAACAAGUGAAGGUCAUCCCGAGUGGGAAUUGCCAGAUAAUGCAGGGACAUACAACGACACUCCCGAAUCUACAGAGUUCUUCGGAUCAAAUGGUACAUACCUCACUGAGAAAGGGAAGUUCUUCUUGACAUGGUAUUCUAACCAGUUACUGAGCCAUGGUGACCAGAUCCUGGCUGAAGCAAAUAAAGCUUUUAUGGGCUGUAAAGUCAAGUUAGCAGCCAAAGUCUCCGGAAUCCACUGGUGGUAUAAAGCGGAUAAUCAUGCUGCAGAGUUUACUGCAGGAUACUACAACUUAAAAGAUAGAGAUGGAUACCGACCUAUAGCAAGGAUGCUGUCCAGGCAUUAUGGCAUUCUGAAUUUCACAUGUCUUGAGAUGAGGGACUCUGAACAAAGUGCUGAUGCCAAAUGCGGACCUCAGGAACUCGUUCAGCAGGUUCUGAGUGCAGGUUGGAGAGAGAACAUUGACGUUGCAGGAGAGAAUGCUCUUUCAAGAUAUGAUCGUGAUGGUUAUAAUCAAAUUCUUCUAAAUGCUAGACCUAAUGGUGUCAACAAAGAGGGCAGACCAAAACUAAGGAUGUAUGGGGUGACGUACCUUCGUUUAUCUGAUGAUCUAAUGCAGAAAACGAAUUUCAAUAUAUUCAAGACAUUUGUGAAGAAGAUGCAUGCUGAUCAGGAUUACUGUCCAGACCAAGGAAAGUACAACCAUCACAUAGGUCCAUUGGAGCGGUCUAAGCCAGAGAUGACAAUUGAAGAUCUGCUAGAAGCAACCGAACCAAUGGAGCCAUUCCCAUGGGACAAAGAAACAGAUAUGAGUGUCGGUGGUGCACUUGCUAAUUUGUUAGACAAGAUCUUUUCUAUGUUUAAGUGAGAACACAACCAAAUGGGGAAAUAAUUAAAAGUCAAAGAAUCAAUUGAAAAACUUUUUGAGUAUCUGUUGUUCAAAUAAAAGCUCCGAAUUUCCUA